This is a messenger RNA of Cokeromyces recurvatus, 231 nucleotides long. RefSeq lists its product as uncharacterized. The annotation marks the transcript as partial. The transcript is spliced from 4 exons. The record is from RefSeq and is a predicted model, not a curated record. NCBI's taxonomy places the organism in Eukaryota, Fungi, Mucoromycota, Mucoromycetes, Mucorales, Mucoraceae.
GGCGCUGUCAGUCGUUAUCCUUAUCCUAAAGACGCUUGGUCUCCUGCAGGUGGUUGGUGGUCUCAACCUAAGAAUUGGAAAUCAAACACCCUUAUUGCAGCAUUUGGUAUGGCAAUCACACUUGGUGCUAUUUGGAAAGUCUCAGCUGAUAAAGAGAUUCGCUAUCAAGAACCCAAGCGUUGGAUUCCUUCUAUGAUGUGGGCAAAGCAAUAUAAAGAUCGACAACAAUAG